Symbiodinium natans is the source of this 1011-nucleotide messenger RNA. NCBI's taxonomy places the organism in Eukaryota, Dinophyceae, Suessiales, Symbiodiniaceae. The record is from the annotation of a GenBank genome assembly.
AUGCGUCGCCACUCAGUGGAGCAUGCAAAGGAGAUUGCGCAGCAGUAUUUCUACCGCAGCGCCUACGAGAGCAUCAACAAAGCCACAGGUCCCCGAAAGCGGUCUCUGGGCCAGGAUGACAUUCAGGUCAUGAUCGGACCAAACGUUGGCGCCGUCAGACAGAUUAUCGAAUUUCUCGAGGUUCCUGUCGUGCCUGGGGAGGCCUUUGCUGGGGUAGACCAGAUGCCAAAGCAGCUCCGCAAUCUGCUCGCCGGCCUGACAGACACAGAGCUUCAGAGACAUGGCCUGUAUCUGCAGAACGCCGACGAUCGUGGCAAAGGUGUGUUCACCUCGAACUCGGUUCCCGAAGGAGAGGUGAUCCUUCAGGCCAGCUGCUUGCUGUUCACCGGUUGGGCGCCGCUGCUCACCUUCUUGCGCAGCAAUGAGGAGCACAAGGAUGCAGCUGCUUGGUGCCAAAAGCAUAAAGACGCUUCGGGCGGGCCUGCGCGUGGGCAAAGGGCGUGCACAGACAAGGUCUUGCGCCUUGAUGGCAUCAACCAGUGUCAGUCCCCGAAGGCGAUGUUCGCAGUGCUGGUCGGGGCAGCCAGGUAUGUGAACUGCUACCACGGGGUAAAAUCUGCGCCGAACGCUGAGUGGUUCCUGGACAUCUCGAAAGGGCCAAACCCGGGCAACAUGAUGGCAUUAAAAUUUACACACCAUGACAGCGCGCGCAGCUGUAAGUGUGCUUGUGAACUUGGUGCGUUCGCUUCAGGCUGCCUUUCCCUCAAGGCAAAGACCCGGAACAGCUGCGGCAUCACCUCCAAGACCGAGAUCCUCGUCAGCUACGGUCUCCAGUAUGACCUCAUUGCGAAGCAGGAAGAGAUGGACGAAGAUGACCUGACCAGUGCGCAGUGUCAGCAGGCUGCUGCUCAAAAAUCGACUGAGCAUGAUGCUGCAAUGGAUGGGGGCACUGAAAAGGAGGAGGCAGAGCCGAGCAGCGCGGCUGAGGCGAGCGAGGAAGAAUAUCUCUAA